GCCUCGGGGACUCCUGGCAGCCUACAAGAGGCCGUGCGCUGAACCCCGGCACCCACUCGCAUCCCUGGGCGUAUCCAGCUGUCCGUGUUGAGCUGUCUGCCCGCUGUGCCCGCUGUGCCUGCCCUGCCCGUGCUGUCGGCGCCGCUACCGCUGCUCGACGCGGGAGACGCCAGCGAGCUGGUAAUUGGAGCCCUGAGGAAGUUCGAGUGCCCAGCUCUGCCCCAGGAGCCCAGGCUUCCCUGUUAGUGCCAUAGUUGCCACAGGAGUGGAGCCAUGAGCUGUGUCCUAGGCCGUGUUGUCCCCUUGGGGCUGCUGUUCCUGGUCUGCGGAUCCCAAGGCUACCUCUUGCCCAACGUCACUCUCUUAGAGGAGCUGCUUAGCAGAUACCAGCACAACGAGUCUCACUCGCGGAUCCGCAGGGCCAUCCCCAGGGAGGACAAGGAGGAGAUCCUCAUGCUUCACAACAAGCUUCGGGGCCAGGUGCAGCCUCCAGCCUCCAACAUGGAGUACAUGACCUGGGAUGAUGAGCUGGAGAAGUCAGCAGCAGCGUGGGCCAGCCAGUGCAUCUGGGAGCACGGGCCCACAAGUCUCCUGGUGUCCAUCGGGCAGAACCUGGCCGCCCACUGGGGCAGGUAUCGCUCUCCCGGGUUCCACGUGCAGUCCUGGUAUGACGAGGUGAAGGACUACACCUACCCCUACCCGAGCGAGUGCAAUCCCUGGUGUCCAGAGAGGUGCUCGGGACCCAUGUGCACGCACUACACACAGAUUGUUUGGGCCACCACCAACAAGAUUGGCUGUGCUGUGAACACCUGCCGGAGGAUGACCGUCUGGGGAGAGGUUUGGGAGAAUGCGGUCUACCUCGUCUGCAAUUAUGCUCCCAAGGGGAACUGGAUUGGAGAAGCCCCCUAUAAGAAUGGCCGGCCCUGCUCUGAGUGCCCGCCCAGCUACGGAGGCGGCUGCAAGAACAACUUGUGUUACCGAGAAGAGACCCACACCCCAAAACCUGAAACAGACGAGAUGAACGAGGUGGAAACAGCUCCCAUUCCUGAAGAAAACCAUGUUUGGCUCCAGCCGAGGGUGAACAGACCCACCAAGCCCAAGAAAGCCUCCGUGGUCACCUACAUGACGCAAGUCGUCAGAUGUGACACCAAGAUGAAGGACAGGUGCAAAGGGUCCACGUGUAACAGGUACCAGUGCCCGGCAGGCUGCCUGAACCACAAGGCCAAGAUCUUUGGAACUCUGUUCUAUGAGAGCUCGUCCAGCAUAUGCCGCGCCGCCAUCCACUACGGAGUCUUGGACAACAAGGGAGGCCUAGUGGACAUCACCAGGAACGGGAAGGUCCCCUUUUUCGUGAAGUCUGAGAGAAACGGUGUGCAUUCCCUCAGCAAAUACAAAUCUUCUGGCUCAUUCAUGGUGUCAAAAGUUAAAGUGCAGGAUUUGGAUUGCUUCACCACUGUCGCUCAGCUGUGCCCGUUUGAAAAGCCAGCGACCCACUGCCCAAGAGUCCAUUGUCCGGCGCACUGCAGAGACCAACCGUCCCACUGGGCUCCGGUGUUUGGAACCAACAUCUAUGCAGAUACUUCCAGCAUCUGUAAGACGGCCGUGCACGCAGGAGUCAUCAGUGACGAGAGCGGGGGCUACGUGGACGUGAUGCCCGUGGAUAAAAAGAAGACCUACGUGGGCUCGCUCAGGAACGGAGUUCAGUCCGACAGCCUGAAGACCCCUCGAAAUGAAAAAGCCUUCCGGAUCUUUGCUGUGAGGCAGUGAAUUUCCAGCACAGGAGAAGCGGCAUCUUCAAGAGGGCUUUGGGGUUUCGCUUUUACUUUUAUUUUGUCAUUGCGGGGAGGGUUAUAUGGAGAGUCAGGAAACUCCCUUUGACCGGUGUUCAGUGUCCAUCCGUGGCCUUUUGGUGAGGUGACAUCUCAUCCCCCCACUAAAGCAGCAGCAUCCCGGGGUGCUCAGCUGGACCCCUGGUGCCCAAUCCUGCUGUGGCCCAGGGGUCUCCGUCUGGGUGCCCUCUCUCCUUUAGACACCUGACCUGUCGUUUAAAGGGGACAGUUGCCAAAAUAUGACUUGCUAUGUGUUCUUCCGUUGGUGGGGAAAGUUGAUUUUAACCCCCCCAUCCCCUGCAAAGAGACCAAACCUUCUGGAGCUCACCAUUGUGAAGCAUUCACAGUGUCAAAAGAGGCCUUUCAAGGAACUUCCAUUGAGUUUCAGGAAUGAAGUAGAAGGUAGUUAUUUAAAAAUAAAAAACACAGUCCGUCCCUACCAACAGAGGAAAAUGAUUUUAAUGUUUGCUGGUCAGACAGACAAAUGGGCUGGAACAACAGGGCUGGGAGUGUGAGAGAUCCCAGCUCCGCCCUGGCACAUGUCCUUGCUGGUGACCUGCCACGGGUGCCAUUCAGUGGCCGUAUGCAGGCCGGCUUUAUACACAGCAGUGCUGGUUUCUGUAGAGUUCAGCAGUAACUUCAAGCGAAGUAUCUUGUCUUUGUCAGGCCCCUUGUCUUUGUGCCCCCCCCCCGUUUCUGCCAUGACCUUUGGUCCCAUUGAGGACUAAAAAUUAGGAAAUUAGGACCCUUUCUUUCUUUUUUUUCCUAGGCCUAGUCGUGCUCUUAUUGCCCAGGCUGCAGUGCAAUGGCACUGUCUUGGCUCACGGCAACCUCCGCCUCCCUGUUCAAGUGAUUCUCCUGCCUCAGCCUCCUGAGUAGCUGAGAUUACAGGCAUGCACCACCAUGCCUGGCUAAUUUUUUGUGUUUUUAGUAGAGACGGGGUUUCUCCUUGUUGGUCAGGCUGGUCUUGAACACCCGACCUCAGGUGAUCUGCCCAGCUCAGCCUCCCAAAGUGUUGGGAUUACAGGCGUGAGCUACUGCGCCCGGCCAGGCCCCUUUCUUUACCCCCUACCCAUUGUGGCUCCUGCCCUGCCUCAGACUGGCUUACAUGUCCUGGUUCGCGCCCAGGACUUAGCUUUACAGGCCAUCCUGUUUGAAGCCCACUUCUUAACUCCAGGUCUCAUCAGGCUCCACUGAGAUAUCUGAGGAUAACCAAAGAAGGGCUGCUCUUCGCUGCUUUUUAAAAAUGACAACUAAGUGUGCAGAUUCCCUGCACACCCAGUGACCUGCUUUUUCAGUCAUGGGAGGAAUGGAGUCGUUGGUACAUUCCUCACCAAAGUUAGCAGCUCAGUUUGUGGUUAAGAAACCGUCCUGCGGCCUCAUGACAGCGAGAGAUGGGGGUACACUAGAAGGCUCUCUCUUCCUGUUUUUGUGAACGGACUCCUGCCAAAUGCUCCCGAGGGCUUCUGUAGUAGCCCUGGCUCCCUCACUCUAUAAAACCGAACCCAGACCAAAAGCCCGCAGUGAAAAAUAUCCUUUUGUAAAUAGCAUUUCUUUGCAGAAGGUGAAAAUUCUACUCUCUACCGCCAGGCCAGCCAAUAGAUCACUUGGCGAAUGCUAGUUUCAAACUUGAUUCAAAAUAUUUCUUAGACAAAAGAACUAGCAGAAAACAAAAGACUAAGAUACCGUAGGCUGAACAGGAAGCUCUACCUGGGACUCAGGGGACGCCUUCUUUCUUUGAAUGCCUUCCUAACAAAUGCAGAAUCUGAAGGUAAAUAGCUUUAAAAAAAGAAACAAAAAACAAACAAAGAAAAACACCUCUUCAGGAGUUUGGUGAAAAGCAGCUCAGCUCUUAGCCUGACCAAGCUAAACUUCGCAGGAUGGUGUCUGUGCUUGUGCGUCGUAGGGUGGUCGUAAUUCAUAGGUACUGACUCUUCAGCCCCACAUGUCAGAGAGGAAUUCGGUCAGCCUGUCAGGUCGUGUGUCCAGUUACCGGCAAACAUCUGGGAACCUUCUGGGUGCUGCCAGACUUCAGUGGCUGUGGCCGUGUUUUCAAGGUAAAUCAGAUUGCCCUGUGGGGUUUGCAGAAUCAGUGAAGAGACCAGGACAACCCCAGUGGGCUCACUUCUGAAGCAUCUCACCCCAGGGAGAGUCGGAAUUUCCAGUGUGAGUUGGUUCCAUCAUUUAAAAGUAAAGGCCCCAGGUUCUGUAAUGCCUCCUUCACUGCCAGGAGGCUGGCAGGAUAGGAGGUCCUUGCCCAGAGCGGGACCUGGCUGUCUUUUUUUUUUUUUUUUUUUGAAACCAAGUCUCAUUCCGUUGCCCAGGCUGGAGUGCAGUGGUGUGAUCUCAGCUCACCACAACCUCUGCCUCCCGGGUGCAAGCCAUUCUCCCGCCUCAGCCUCCCACGUAACUGGGACUACAGGUGUAAGCCACCAUGCCCAGCUGAUUUUUCUAUUUUUAGUAGAGAUGGGGUUUUGCCAUGUUGGCCAGGCUGGUCUCCAACUCCUGACCUCAGCUGACCCACCUGCCUCAGCCUCCCAACGUGCUGGGAUUACAGGCAUGAGCCACCGUGCCCUGCCAUGGACCUGGCUGUCUUUAUCAUCCUCACAAACAUUUUGAAACUGGAACAUUUGUCUUCAGAAAAGGGAAGCGGGACUACAAAUUAUAAGCCGUGUCCGCAGCACCACGUCUCCUGUGUGAAGCAGAGCCCCUCAUGCCAUAUCGCACCUACCCCAUGUUUAAAAAGGUCUCGCAGCAUGCCAGCGGCGUUCCUGGCUCUCCUGCCCCAGAAGGGACAUUUCAGCUUCUGUCGGAGUUUCGCGCAGCCUUGUUACAGAGCGUGUGCUGGCGUCUCACUUUGUCUGUAGGCUUACUCAGCCCGCAGUUUGUGUGUGCGCUUUUUUCUAUGAAAAAUGAUGUAUUUUGCUACUUCCUGUGUACAAAGUUUCGUUGUAAAUGUGUUUUGUGCUUUGCGUGAACAGGGGCCGUGUUGCAGAUAUUUCAGUAGAGCUGCUUUGGUUUCUAACACGUCUCUAACAUGUCUUUUAUGAACAAAUCUGAACAAUUUGUGAAAUAAAACAUUUAAAACCUUC
This is a messenger RNA of Callithrix jacchus (white-tufted-ear marmoset), 4921 nucleotides long. It is a transcript of the gene CRISPLD2, whose product is annotated as cysteine rich secretory protein LCCL domain containing 2. The record is from RefSeq and is a predicted model, not a curated record. Gene Ontology annotation, cellular component: extracellular region. NCBI's taxonomy places the organism in Eukaryota, Metazoa, Chordata, Mammalia, Primates, Cebidae.